This is a messenger RNA of Oppia nitens, 3712 nucleotides long. It is a transcript of the gene kuz, whose product is annotated as disintegrin and metalloproteinase domain-containing protein 10-like. Gene Ontology annotation, molecular function: metalloendopeptidase activity. Gene Ontology annotation, cellular component: plasma membrane. Gene Ontology annotation, biological process: Notch signaling pathway; membrane protein ectodomain proteolysis. NCBI's taxonomy places the organism in Eukaryota, Metazoa, Arthropoda, Arachnida, Sarcoptiformes, Oppiidae. Bases 660 to 3632 code for a protein of 990 amino acids. The record is from RefSeq and is a predicted model, not a curated record. The transcript has 3 exons.
AGUAAAUAAUAUUUAAUGAUAAUUGAUUUUAUUAUGAUUAUCACCAAUCAGUGACACAAUUAUCAUAUUAUUAAUUAUUUCUGUGAUAGUAGUAGUGGUGAUGAUGAUGAUGAUGUCUGGAGGAGGAAACAUGUGUUGUUAACAUAACUGAUCCAUAUUUUGUUUUUUGCUUUAUUUGUGGCUUUGAUUUCUUUUUUUUGAUGAUCAGAUAUCCAUCCGCUGAUCGCCUCAAUUGUCUCAAUAUCUAUCCUAUCGGACGGUAGUGACCAGUCAACUAUAGUGAUCCAUCUGUGUCGCUGCCGUCAUCAUCGUCAUCAUCAUAGGCGUGAAUGAGUUGGUGGUCAACCAUCACCGACUACAAUAUCGGCCAUCAAGUUUGAUACACACAACACAAGCAAAAAAGAUGUGCCAAUCAAUUGUCAACCCUAUUGUAAACUAUGCCAGUGGUCGGCCAUUGUGUCCAUUUCGGUGAUAAUCCGUUUCCCAGCGUUUGCCUCGGGAGUUAGUCUGUCAUCUCUCCCACCCAUCAGUGGUUCCCAUACUCAUCAUCAGCAUAGUGUGUCUCAAUUUAUAUAUCAUAUAUAUAUACCUAUACUCAACACCCGUUGUUUCGUUUUAUAAUUUUAAUUUUGUUGGUCAACCCAUACAAAAAAUAAGUCAUGUCCUUAUAUUACUCAUCAUCGCUAAGCACCAGUAUGUGGUGCGCACUGUGGUCGCUGUUGACGGUGGUUACGGUGCCGCCUAUCACUAGCGCCUUACAGUUGCGGCCACUGGAUCAGUACAUUGAACACUACGAGCCGCUCGACUACCCGCCUAUCGACACAAGUCAACUGCACCGUCACCUCAAAGCACGUGCCAAACGGUCGAACAGUGUCGACAGCCGUUAUCAUACGGCCAGCGCUCACGACGACCGUCAACUGUUGCCGGAAGAUAUUAGAGUUGAGUUUCGAUCUCAUGGUCGACAUUUUCCACUGAGACUGCGACCCGAUUAUCAUACAGUUUUUGGCACCGAUUUGGUCAUCGAAUCGAGCGAUGGCCAACCGGUUGCCGUAGAUCUCUCGCACAUUGUUUCCGGUAAUCUGUUAGGCGAACCGCGUAGUCGAGUGUUCGGCAAUUUGCGUAAAGGCGUAUUCGAGGGACAGAUACUCACCCAAAACGAUCAGCACUAUUACGUGGAACGGGCGCUCAAAUAUAUAAAUUCUAGUAAUGAUCCCAUACUCCAAACCGUUAGCCACGACCAGUCACUGCCAUUUCAUUCAGUCAUCUAUUCGGCCAAACACGUCAACGAUCCGUAUCGCCAAAAACGGUCAACAGUGGACGGCGCCUGUGCUCUUGACGACGAUGUCCGCGAAUGGAUGAACACUGUAUCCAGUUCGGCGGGUGAUGACCAGUCGACAAUGGCCGAGGGAACCAGCGAUUCGCUGAUGCGAAACAAGCGCGACAAUAGCGGUGGUGGUGGUGGCGGCAACAACGGCUAUAGUCGCAACAAUUUUUGGACAUCGUUCGAGGCCCAGGGCCGUAUCGGUCCCCAACAGCGACCCGUACAGCCGGUCCAGCGAGACAUACCGUUCGUACCGCAGAAGCGGGCCUGUAGUCUAUACAUACAGACCGAUACCUAUCUGUGGGAUCACAUAAAGAAAACCGAACAGUCGGACGCCAAAGCCCGCGAAGAAAUUGCAUCGUUGGUCGCCCAACACAUCAAAGCUGUUAAUCAUAUCUACGAAACUUCUGUGUUCAAAGACAUCUAUGGCCUAAAGUUUAUCGUUCAGCGGCUAAAAAUCAACGACUCGUCCGCUUGCGACACACCCACCAAACGCGAGUCCAACCAGUUUUGUUCGCCAAAUAUCGAUGUCUCCAACUUUUUGAAUCUAAACUCUCAGUUCAAUCACAAUGACUUUUGUUUGGCGUACAUAUUUACCUACCGUGACUUCAGUGGCGGUACACUUGGCCUGGCCUGGGUGGCCAGUACGUCAGGCGCUUCGGGUGGUAUAUGCGAAAAAUACAAGAGCUAUACGGAGAACAUUGGGGGUCGACAGGUGCAGACAAAACGUAGUUUAAACACCGGUAUCAUUACGUUUGUCAACUACAAUAGCCGGGUGCCGCCCAAAGUCAGCGAACUGACACUGGCCCACGAAAUUGGCCACAAUUUUGGUUCGCCACACGACUAUCCGCUAGACUGUCGACCGGGCGGUUCACAAGGAAACUACAUUAUGUAUUCGUCGGCGACAUCGGGCGAACGGCCAAAUAAUAACAAAUUUUCGUUCUGUUCGGUCAACAAUAUAUCCAGUGUUUUGCACGCCGUCUUCAACAACGAAGGCAAAGACAAUUGUUUCCAAGAAGAUAACGGACCCUUUUGUGGUAAUAAACUGGUCGAAGAUGGCGAAGAAUGCGACUGCGGCUACGAUAUGAAGGAAUGCAACGAACGGUGUUGUUAUCCGCGUGAGAUCGAGGCGUUCAGGGCUCGGGAACCGCACGCCAAACCCUGUCAACGGCGACCGGGUUGCAAGUGUUCGCCAUCGCAGGGUCCGUGCUGUACGGAAAAUGGCGAAUUUGAGACCCGACUGAAACAAUGCCGACACGAAUCUGAGUGUACAUACGAAUCGUUUUGUAGCGGUUACGAUGCUGUAUGUCCGCGACCGCCGCCCAAACCCAACAAUAAAACCGAAUGUAAUGGCGGCACACAGGUCUGCUGGAACGGUGAAUGUGUCGGAUCUAUUUGCCAGAAGUAUGACUUUGAGGAAUGUUUUCUGACGGCCAAACGUGGAGCCAAACCUGACGAAAUGUGCGAAGUGGCCUGUCAGUCGCCAAACAGAUCCGAAACGUGUAAACGUACGUCCGAAUUGGACACUAUGCGCAACAUAUCGGGCCUGAAACUGCGUCCCGGUUCGCCGUGCAAUGAUUUCCAGGGCUAUUGCGACGUUUUUCAACGUUGUCGAGCCGUCGAUGCCGAAGGACCGCUAGCGCGGCUCAAGAAUCUCUUGCUUAACCAGAAAACAUUGAUGACUAUUAAACAAUGGGUGACCACCUACUGGUGGGCCUGUAUGCUGAUGUUGGUCGCCAUCAUGAUGUUUAUGGCAGCGUUUAUCAAAUGCUGUGCCGUACACACGCCCAGUUCGAAUCCGAAAAAACGGCCGGCGCUCCGACUGAGCGACACAUUGCGCCGACCGGCCGAUACGCUCAGGCGAAAGAGUCGCGACCGAUCGCACAACUCGGGACGUAAUCGUGAAUCACGUGGCCAUCAUCAGCAACAACCGCUGUCGCCGACAUCUGGCCAGUCACUACAGUCGGCACCGGCCGGCUCGCUGCAGAUGCAGGUGAACCCGCACGCACCGCCCACACUAGUGGUGGCACUGCCGCCAGUUAGUACUACACACUUGGAUCCGCCGCCACCGUAUACGGGGCCGCGACCCACAGCGCCGCCAUUGCUGGCCGGUCCUUCCCAUGGUUAUGGCGAAGGCCGAGGCCACUACAACCGUAACGGACAGUCAAACGUGCCAACCAGUGCGAAGCCUAUGGGCGCCAACGGACGCACCAGCGAUCUGCCGAUGCCGAGACAGAGCGGCACCGGAGGCGGCGGCAAACACAGCCGUAAUAGUGAUGUCGAAAUGCCGAAGUCUUCGCGGCGCUCGUGAUGUUUAUUAGGCUCAUCCCAUGGCCUGAAUGGGACAAACUUUUAUUAGACUUUAUUUCAAUUAUUAUUAUUAUUAUAUAU